CACAAGCCUGUCCUCACCUCUGAGCGGCUGAGGCACCAUGGUGGGGUCGCUCCUCCCACCACUGCUAAUUCUGCUGCUGUCCUUAGCCCAGCCAAUUGCUGGACAAGGUCAGGGUGAUAAGAGUGGGGACAGGAUCAUUGAUGGCUACCCGUGUGAGAAGGGCUCCCACCCAUGGCAGGUGGCCCUGCUCAGUGGCAGCCAGCUCCACUGUGGAGGUGUGCUGGUCAGUGAGCGCUGGGUACUCACAGCCGCCCACUGCAAGAUGGGCAAGUACAACGUGCAGGUGGGCAGUGAUAAGUUAGGUGAUAAGAACGCUCAGAUCGUCAAGGCCACGAAGUCCUUCCGCCACCCCGGCUACUCCACGAAGACCCAUGUCAAUGACAUCAUGCUUGUGAAAAUGGAUCACCCGGUCAAGCUGUCGUCAAAAGUGCAGAAAGUCAAGCUGCCCUCCCACUGUGAGCCCCCAGGGACCUCAUGUACCGUCUCUGGAUGGGGAACCACGACAAGCCCAGAUGUGACCUUUCCCACGGAUCUCAUGUGCUCUGAUGUGAAGCUCAUUUCCUCCAAGGACUGCAAGAAGGUUUACAAAGACCUGCUGGGGAAAACCAUGCUGUGUGCUGGCAUUCCCGACUCCAAGACCAACACAUGCAAUGGUGACUCCGGCGGACCGUUGGUGUGCAAUGAUACCCUACAAGGUCUAGUGUCCUGGGGCACUUACCCUUGUGGCCAGCCCAAUGACCCAGGAGUCUACACCCAAGUGUGCAAGUAUAUCAACUGGGUAAACCAUACCAUGAAGAUGAAUUAAUAACAUGCUACCGAGAGUCA
This is a messenger RNA of Jaculus jaculus (lesser Egyptian jerboa), 825 nucleotides long. It is a transcript of the gene Klk7, whose product is annotated as kallikrein related peptidase 7. NCBI's taxonomy places the organism in Eukaryota, Metazoa, Chordata, Mammalia, Rodentia, Dipodidae. Bases 38 to 805 code for a protein of 255 amino acids. The transcript is spliced from 5 exons. The record is from RefSeq and is a predicted model, not a curated record. Gene Ontology annotation, biological process: proteolysis; positive regulation of antibacterial peptide production. Gene Ontology annotation, molecular function: serine-type endopeptidase activity.